CUUAAGGACAGUAAAGAUUAAGAGGAUGACAAAUCAGCCUUUGCUAACACAGCGCCUAGUGCUAAGCUCCUUGUUUUCAAGAAGCCACCCCCCCCCCAAACAACUUUGGUUCACAUACUCAUUUUGGAAGCCAGAUGGAAAAUAAGAAGAGGGUGAAGUAGUGUCUGCUCCUGCAACUUCAAUAGCAUCUUCAGUGACCUCAAGACACUUCAGGAACAGCCAGCAGAAGGACCUCUACACAUGGGAAGGGACCUUGCAUGUUCUGCCCUCAAAUAAAUUAUAUUGGGACCUGCCUUGGUUCACCUUGGUUCUUCCUCACUGGAUGGACCUUUUAAACGAUUGAUAGAAUUAGGAAGCUGCUUCACAAUCCAGUUUGGAAGUGUAGGUACUCAGAAGAACAGGAUCCUCUUCACAGAAGAUACUUUGUGCAGCAGUAUUCUCAGGAUGGAAGAGCCCAUGUCUAAGAGCAACAUGUCACAUCCUGAAAACAUAAAUGACUUAGGAAUUCAGCAUAUUGCCGAUGGACCUCAAACAGACAGAUCCCCCCCACACGGAGCAGUCCGGGGUCUGCUGUGCAGAGUGUGUGCUGACUCCAGCAGCGGUAAACACUACGGAAUCCAUGCCUGCAAUGGCUGCAGCGGGUUCUUCAAGCGCAGCGUCCGGCGGCGACUCCUCUACAGGUGUCAGACGGGUACCGGAACAUGCGUUGUUGACAAGGCUCAUCGGAACCAGUGUCAAGCUUGUAGACUGCAAAGAUGUCUGCAAGCUGGCAUGAACAGAGAGGCCGUGCAACACGAGCGACAGCCCCGAAGUAUGGCGCGGGUCGGCCUGGACUCUGUGAGCUCAGACGUUGAGAAGGAGAACCUCCCUGCCGCGCGGGACCCCGCCUGCAGUCCGCCCGGAACGUUGCCCCCCGGCCGACCCCUCCUCUGCUCCUCUGUCAGUUCAGCCGCCAGCACGCCGCCCUGCAGCACUAGCCCUGAGGACCGCCACCCCCACCCGCAGGGUCUCAGCAACCCUCCCAGCAGCAGCAGCAGUCCCAGGAAGCAGCACAGGCUGAUGGUCAGCCUGUUGACAGCAGAGACCUGUGCCAAGCGGGACCCUGGAGAGGCGGAGGAGACCCCUGAUGUGACUGCAGAGGGGCCAAAUAGGGAGCAGAGCCAGGCCCCCUGCAGGGUCUAUCCCCUGUCUGGCCCGGAGAGCUUGGACCACGUCUCCGCCCACCUACUCUUCAUGGCAGUGAGAUGGGCCAAAAACAUGCCAGUGUUUUCCCACCUUCCGUUUCGAGACCAGGUGAUUCUACUGGAGGAGGCCUGGAGUGAGUUGUUUCUGCUCAGUGCUAUCCAGUGGGCCCUGCCCAUGGACAAGUGUCCCCUCCUCUCUCGUCCAGACCGCCCCUCCUCUGAGCAGCCAAAGGCCAGUCUCCCAACAGUGGACCUACACUGCCUGGGAGAUGUCUUUGACCGCUUCAAGGUCCUGGCUGUGGAUCCCACAGAGUUUGCCUGUCUGAAGGCGAUCGUCCUGUUCAAGCCAGAGGCACGCGGUCUGAAGGAUCCAGACCAAGUGGAGAGUCUGCAGGACCAGUCCCAGGUAUUACUGGGCCAGCACAUCCAUUCCCUUCACCCCAGUCAGAGUGCAAGGUUCGGGAGGCUGUUGCUUCUGCUGCCAUCAUUCCACUCUGUGAGCUCAGAGAAGAUAGAGCAGACGUUCUUCCGCAGCACCAUUGGCAGUACUCCCAUGGAGAAGCUACUCUGUGACAUGUUCAAAAACUAAAGACGCCUCCACACCAGAACAUUCACUCGUGACCCUAAUGGUAGCAUUUUUUUUUCCUGCUGCACUCUUUUCUAUGUUCUGUCUUUUCAAUUACAAUAAAACAUUUCCCGAAAA
Messenger RNA from Gadus macrocephalus (Pacific cod), 1887 nucleotides. RefSeq names its product nuclear receptor subfamily 2, group E, member 3 (gene nr2e3). The coding region runs from base 445 to 1773 and encodes 442 amino acids. Gene Ontology annotation, biological process: anatomical structure development; positive regulation of transcription by RNA polymerase II; negative regulation of transcription by RNA polymerase II. Lineage: Eukaryota; Metazoa; Chordata; Actinopteri; Gadiformes; Gadidae. The transcript is spliced from 8 exons. Gene Ontology annotation, molecular function: zinc ion binding; RNA polymerase II cis-regulatory region sequence-specific DNA binding; nuclear receptor activity. The record is from RefSeq and is a predicted model, not a curated record.